CAGUCUGGCAACUCUGCAUAUUUUCGAGACGCAGAACGCAAGAUAUUUCUUAUCUCUGUUAAAAAAAAUGGAUUAUUCCAUUCCGAUCGGUGCCUGUCUAAUUGGAAAAUCGCACACUAGUUGGCAGUAGAGCACGCCACGCACUUUCCACGCCCCAGGCCAGACCACCGCCUCCCGCCCGAGGGGAAAAUGGGAAAGCAACAUUAUCUGGCAUCCGUAUCUUCGUCAAAAUGUUAGUUAUCGACUCCGCAAUCUCCGUCUCCUAAAGCUCGCACGCACACAAACGUACCACACGCGCCAGCUGCGUAACCUUCCAGCGGGAAGUGGCUGUAAUCUCGGGCAGGAACCACAACAAAAGCGCAAGCAACAGGGGAGGAGCUGCAUCGAAGCAGGAGGGAAACGGAGGCGCCGCUAGCACUAGCACCUAACAUGUCCGAGAAGCACGGCCAGCUGGGUGCGCAGUGGACGAAAUCAGCGGCGCCAGCAGCACCAUCCUCCACCACCAUCCCCGUUCAAGUCCCUGUUCCUCUUCCGAUCCCAGUAGCAGUUCCCCUCCAAAAGGCCAACCCAAAUCCCUACGGCAACUGCAAUCUACAGCCAACGGAUAUCACCUACACCGCCGCCCGUUUCCAGGCGCCCGUCAUCCAUGCCAAGGCAUCCCCUCUGACGAUUACGGCCGUGGGCAGUGUGGGAGCAGUGCCUGCUGGCUCCCAGAUCUCACCCACGAGCCACACCCAUGUACCUGUACCUGUAGCCACGCCCAGCGGCUUUGUGCCGCCUCCGUUUCCCAAUGCCGUCACUGGAGCCACCUCCGUGCUCACGCCGAAUCCCUUUGUCGCGGCUGCCGGAAACGCUGCUGCCGGACUGGCCUUCGCCAAUGCCUUCUCCUUUAACACAGCCCAGCAACUGGGUCUGGGAAAGAUUAUGCACGUCAUGGGAGGAACGCCGCCAGCUGCAUCAGCACCAGCUACAACAGCGCCGGCAGUCGCUGCAGCACCGACCGCAGUUCCAGCAAUACCGGGUCAAAGGCAUCCCAACGAGGCUGGACCAGCGGCCAGUGGUGUAAUUAAUUCUACCAUUGCCGAGAACGUGAUGAAUGCCUUGACCAACUCGCAGUCGUCGGCGGCUGCAGGAGGAGCUCCGGUGCCCAGUGAGGAGAAAAUGCGACGGGUGCAGCAAGUCAUUGAGUCCAGUUUGGAUGACACUGCCAAGCUGCAGAUCUCGCAGAUUCUGGAGCGUGUCUCCGUAUUGAAGCCCAUCGAGAAGCUAUUCCUAUACCUUCGCCUGCCCGGCGAAUGUGCCGACACGGAUCCGCUAAGGCAGCCUCAGAAUCCGUUGGGAACGCGCUCUGAGAUUAAUCACACCAUCAAUUGGGUGCGUUCCCAUCUGGAGCACGAUGCACAGGUGUCUAUACCCAAGCAGGAUGUGUACAACGAUUACAUAGCUUAUUGCGAACGCCUGAGCAUCAAGCCCCUGUCGACAGCGGAUUUUGGCAAGGUAAUGAAGCAAGUCUUUCCUGGCGUGCGCCCUAGGAGAUUAGGAACGCGAGGUAACUCCCGCUACUGCUAUGCGGCAAUGCGAAAGACCACCAAGCUGACUCCGCCUCAGCUGCCGCAAUUGAAUAAGAUCGAAAAAGGUCUGAACGAUGAUCCCUUGACUGAUUCCAAGCAAUUGGCGGCUGGCCCCAAUAUGGUGGGACUACUGACUACUGCAGGAGCAGGGGACUCCGAAUGUUGGGAUGUGGUGCGAGGAUGGGCUGAGAAAUUGCUAAACACCAAGCUGGAGAGUGUGGCUGAUUUAAGUAACCGCAUUAGGAGCAACAAUGCCACAGUUUCGGCCAAGAAAUAUGCACCGCGAGAGCCCAAGGAUAAGAGAGUUCUAGCCGACAUUGGACCGCUGAAGAAAAGACGCAAAAAGAAACGCAAGGGCUCAACAUCCUCGGAAUCCAGUUGCAAUCAAUUGGCCACUGGUCAGGAUGCGGGCAGCAGCCAGGAAGCCAGCGACGAACAGUUACUCAAGAUCAAGCAGGAGAUCAUAGACUCACCCAUUCAUAACCAUCAGCAGCAAGCACCCCUGGCUUACCUGCAGCAGGUAACGCCCAUGAAUCUGGCUACAGACCAGCGAAGCAGCAGCGCUGUGCGCAACCUAACGCCCAAGAUCUUGGAAAUGGGCACGCCGUCCGUCGUGCUUACACAGCAAGAAGAACCCUCGCCCACGGGGUUAGUGAUCAAGGACGAGGUGGAGGACUACACUACAAACAUUUUCUGUAAGAAAGUUUUAAAGGCGCAGCAGACGAAAGGCUUCUGGGCCAAUUCACCAAGCAGCGGGACAACGGGAGGCGGUGGUGGUCUGCUGGUGCCGCCAACGAUCACCACUACCUCGGCCACGCCUCCGCCGCCAAACUCGGGUAAUUCUCCUGUUCCCGGCCCUGGCCCCGGACUCUCAAUGGGUCCGCCCUCGCAGAUGAUGAUUGUCAAUUCGGUGAGUCCAUCGAGCAGCAUGGACGCCACCCCAAAAGUGGCCUCCCGCAAUCAGAUGAUGAUCCUAAGAGCCAAACGCUUGAUGGCAGCGGAAAAUGCCGCACUGGCAGCGGCCGCCGAAGACUCUGGAUUGCCCGAGAACUUGGGUUUGCCCAGAGAGCGAGUGAUCAGCAUCUGUAACAUGGACAAGCAUGAGCUGGAUGACUAUUUCUUGCCCGGCGAGGAUGAGGAGAACUCCGAGGAGCCCGACAACGAGCUACUCCAAUAUUUUCAGAUGGGAGACGCUGAGGAAAAACAACUAAAUUCCUUGGAUGCUGUAGAACCAAACAGGAAUCCACAAGAGCCAACGUCGAUGGGCUCUGCACCGGAGGCGAUGCCCGCUCCCGGCCGCGGAGCUGCAGCCGUCGCAGCGAUGUUGGCGCCGGUCCCGGCGCCUUCGAUGCUGCCCGGUCAGGCGGGAGUGGGUUCUGCCUCAGCGUCUCUGGCCUUAAUGUCAAAAAAGCAUCAACAACAGCAGCAGGAGAAGCAGCAGCAUCAACAACUGCACCAGCAGCAGCAACUGCAGCGACCCAAGCAGCUGACCAGCAUCAUCAACAACAACAACAACAAGCGAAAGAUCAGUUUGAGCAAUGCGUCCAGCAAUGGUAGCAACAAGAACCAUUUCCUACCCAUUUCGCCGAAUAUCAAUGGAUCCAACGGAGCUGCAGCAAGUGCAUCCACCGCGGCAUCGGCACCGACUUUGGCGAAUUCCAGCCAGAACUGUUUUGCCAGUCCGGGCGUGACCCGGAUGAAGCAGCGAUCCAGUCUGCUUAGCAAGCAACAAUCCCUGGACUGUGACAAUCGAGAUCCCAUGAUUGGAGCCCAUCGCAAAGGACGUGGCUAUGUGUACAGCUAUCCCACAAGCACAUCGGCUUCCGCACCCCCGAGUCCUUCGCUUCUCCAGCAAUGGAUGGGUCCCAGUUGGUCGUUCAGUAGCGGCGGCAAUACCUGCAGUUUCACGGAGAGCAGUCAGAGUGCCGAUCCGCUGGUUAACCAGAACUCAAUGGAUCUGGAGACUAGUCUGGCCCUGACUGGCGCCAAUGAUCUCGAUUCAUCGGAGAUGCAGCGCUCGCAGUCGGUGCCCCUGUCACAGCUGCAGCGGAGGUGCAGCCAGCAGUCGCCCAGCCUGAACUUCUACUCGGAGAACAGCAACAGCCAGCAGUCGGCGCCACUGAAGGAUACAGGUUUGCUCUACGAAGAUGUGGAUGUGAGCUCGCUGAUCUCGCCCAGUUUCAAUCACAAGUUCAACAGCAUGGCACAGCAGACGGCUACGACAUGCAGCUCCUCGGCGGGCUCGUCAUCGGGCUACAGCAGCGGUGGCUCUGCGGGAAUAGUUUCGCGAUCGGUGCCCUCCACCCCGCUACCCCACCAACAGCAAAGCGGUCUGACAUCAAUGAAUGGAAAUGGGACGCCAGCCAACGGAGCAGGUGCAGGUGGAGCAGGAGCAGGAACUGGAAAUGGGUCAGGUUGUGGAGUAGAGAAUGGCUUCUUUAACAUCUCACCCUCGUUUAACUGGGGCAAAGCCUCGUCGGGAAAUGGAAACCAUUUGUCAUACGCAACGCACUCUUACGGCGCCCGGAAUCCGCUGGAUAUAUCCAAGUCUAUGCCCACAACGCCCAUUGCUAAUCAAUGCUUCCGUUAUAGUCCCGCCGAGAUGCCCCGCGAUUUUCUUAUCAACGGCAACACCAUUGACAGUUUACCCUCGUCGUCGGCCUAUGGAGCGGGCAUGGUGGCCACAGAUCCUGGUCUGGCCCUUAGCACGGAUACCCUAAUCGAUGAUAGUGCGCCCAGCAGCGCCGAUGUGGUGGAGGCGAUGAUUGGUGUCGAAGACAUACUCGAUGAUUUUUAGAAUUUGCAUGAAGAGAAGGCUCAGGAGAUCGUAUUGCCCCAGCGACAGGAGGUGGAUGCGGCGGAUAGUGAGGAGGUGGAGAAAGAGGAGGCUGCCGAGAAGGAUGCCAAUGUGGUGGCCUGUCUGUUGCAGCAUGUGGAUCAGCUGUAGAGCCACCCGAACUCUUAAGGGAGUUGACUCCAUGUUUUAAAAAAUCAAUAAAUUGCUUCCUUAACUUGUAACUAUAAGUGCUUAAAAGGAUUUUUUGCAUCUAAAAAACGGCAGCCACAUGAGUCAACCCCCUUAAGAUCCACCUCCAUCUCUUGUCGCUUUUAUAUAAUUAAUUUGUUGUUGUGUUCACUCCCCGUUUAGUUAGUUUUUAGUGUAAAGUUGAUCCUGUUUCGCUGAAAUCAGACAAAAAUAGCAGGAUCAUCAACCCCUAACCAACCUCCUCCUCCACAAAUGAGCUUUCUCUUCAUGUUACUCGCAAGCAUAAAAUCCCACAAAAUCCCAUCUUCCUUCUGUCUAAUCCUAACGUUAACUAAUCACCAGCUUAAUCGUAGCCUCUAAUUGGUUUCAUCAAGUGUCGCGACAGCAUUAGAGCUACAUAUCUGUGCUUAAGUCGACCCUUAUAACCUAAUCGUUACCCUCAGGCCCUCGUUGUAUAAACAUAUAUGCACUUGGCAUAUUGUUAUUAUCACUAAUACAUUUAACAUUAACACGAUGACGAUGAUGAUGGCAUCGGAAUGUAGUUGCAUAGUUUUACAAGUUGAACAACCUUACAAAUGAAACGAACUUAAAGUCUGAAUGAAGGAAACGUGUGCAGCGGUUUUAAAAACGAAAACAAAUUUACAAAAUUGUAACUGUAAAUGUAUGUAGUACUAUAGACCUGCCUCGAUUGUAAUGCAUAUACUAUAUAAUGUAUACCUCCGUUUCUAAGGAGCUUUUCCCCGUCGGAUUUACAAAAGGAGUUGCAGCCAAGUUGCAGUCUCUGUUCAAUAAUUGUCAAAUUGAAAAUUGUGUGUUUGUAUGGUGUUGUAAGAAAGGUAUUGAGUAGUAGCGAGCUUCGUCAAUUGUUCACUUCCUUUGCUUUUACUAACACAACCCCCCCACAUCUAAACCUUUUAUUUGUUACUCUCUUUCAACUUAUCAAUUGGCUUGGAUUCUUCUAAUUAGUUGUAAGUGUUUGAUUGUUAUAUCUGUUUAUUAUUUUUGUUUAAUUCGAGCUAUUACUUUAGUUAAGCUGUCAAUGGAUUUGUCUAUCGGUUGCCUGAAAUUCUAGUUGUAAUGUCGUUUCUUGUGCCCAGUUGUUCAGCAGACUCUUUCAGUUCUGUUUAAUUGCUUUGAACCGAGCUUAGCUUUAAUCACUUCGAUAUAAAACGAUUCACAUUGCAAAUGAAUGUUAGUUUGUUUGUAAAACAAAGUAAAACACAAGCCCCGAACCACUUUCCGUUCUAAUACACACACAAAAUUCAGCUGCAGUGUGAGCAAAAAGGCGUUUUUAAAAAAUGUUAAGAAAAUAAAUCAUAAAUGUGCCUCAGGCCUUAUUGUAAAACAAUUAAAUAUAUAUACCACAACAAGAAGAAGAAGAAAUAUUCAUACAAACAUACAAAACGCAUAAACGAAAAGCAAACAAAAGUAAAAGAGGAAACAGAGAAGUUAGCUACGUAUACACACGAAAAUAAAUAGAUUAAUAGAACGUUAUACGAGUAUAAUUAAAUAUACACUCAUUUACAAUACGCAAGGCUAGGAAAUUAAUGAAUUUGUUAGAGAACCUCAGAUUCAAUCUAUAAUUCAAACACAUAUAUAGUCAACAAAUAAUAAUACAAUAGUCGUCGCAGCAAAAAUACACCCAUAGCCUAUCGUAUAAACAUUGUCAUAUAAAUUCUAAACCGAUAUCCUGAAUUCAAACCGAGUAUUUAUUUUUAAGCAGUGAAUUAACCCGCGGUCCGCUUUGAACAACAAACACAAUAUAUAUACCUACGAUUUAAUAGCAAUAGCCCUAAGUAUGGUAAAUAAAUUAAACAUAUUAUCACCGGGAACACUUUAGAUGAGAUACAUGCAAUUAUACAGAAACAAUGCAUUAAAGUUAAACGAACCAAAACUGUACUUUUUAUAAGAUAUUUGAAUGACAUGCAAAUACAGAUAACAAAAACGAA
Messenger RNA from Drosophila kikkawai, 6506 nucleotides. RefSeq lists its product as uncharacterized. Gene Ontology annotation, molecular function: DNA-binding transcription factor activity, RNA polymerase II-specific; RNA polymerase II cis-regulatory region sequence-specific DNA binding. Gene Ontology annotation, biological process: regulation of transcription by RNA polymerase II. Lineage: Eukaryota; Metazoa; Arthropoda; Insecta; Diptera; Drosophilidae. The record is from RefSeq and is a predicted model, not a curated record.